Messenger RNA from Rubroshorea leprosula, 701 nucleotides. The record is from the annotation of a GenBank genome assembly. NCBI's taxonomy places the organism in Eukaryota, Viridiplantae, Streptophyta, Magnoliopsida, Malvales, Dipterocarpaceae.
AAGCUGCACCAAAUACACCCGAGUUUGAGAUUUCCCUUCCUCCAAGUAUCUUCCAAACGGCAUUUAGAUUUCACCAAAUUUGAGGUAAACUAUAAUGUCUCGGAGGUAUGAUAGCCAUACAACAAUCUUUUCCCCUGAAGGUCAUCUUUACCCAGUUGAGUAUGCAGUGGAGGCCAUUGGAAAUGCUGGCUCUGCUAUUAGAAUUUUAUCAAAGGAUGGUGUUGUCUUGGUUGGUGAAAAGAAAGUUACUUCCAAACUCCUUCAAACCUCUACUUCCAUUGAGAAGAUGUACAAGAUUGAUGACCAUGUUGCUUGUGCUGUGGCGGGGAUAAUGUCUGAUGCAAACAUCCUCAUCAACACUGCCAGGGUCCAGGCACAGCGCUACACCUAUGCAUACCAGGAGCUGAUGCCUAUUGAGCAGCUGGUUCAAUCUCUUUGUGACACAAAGCAAGGCUACACACAAUUUGGUGUCUCCGCCCCUUUUGUGUUUCAUUUCUGUUUGCAAGAUGGGACAAAAACUAUGGUUUCCAACUUUACAUGAGUGAUCCUAAUGGUAACUAUGGUGGAUGGAAAGCUGCAGCUAUUGGUGCCAACAACCAAGCAGCACAAUCAAUGCUGAAGCAAGAUUAUGAGGAUGAUAUCCCAAAGGAGGAGGCUGUCCAGCUUGCACUGAGGGUUCUCAGUAAAACCAUGGACAGCAC